This is a messenger RNA of Xenopus tropicalis (tropical clawed frog), 2727 nucleotides long. Its product is annotated as zinc finger E-box-binding homeobox 1-like. The coding region runs from base 58 to 2100 and encodes 680 amino acids. The record is from RefSeq and is a predicted model, not a curated record. The transcript is spliced from 7 exons. Gene Ontology annotation, cellular component: nucleus. Lineage: Eukaryota; Metazoa; Chordata; Amphibia; Anura; Pipidae.
GAUAGAAACAGAAAGCUACAUUCAAAUCUUUCCACUGCUCCAAAAAGCACAUAUUGAAUGCUGGUGUCCCCUCUUGCAACAUGCAGUAUCAUGCCUGAGGAUUUCAAAGAGAAACGCAGAAAGCAAACACAACCAACGAGGAAUGACGGUGAUGGUGACAAUGAUGAGCAGUGUCUAAUGGGAAUGGAGACCAUCACUAACUCAGAUACAGAGGGAGGAGAAGUUAUUGCCGGCAGGUGUCUGUCCUUGACAUUAUCACCAGCACACCAAGGCAUUUCUUAUAGGGCCAACAAAUCUGGGGAGCCUUCAGACCGAGUGGCUGUGAACUCUUGUGAAGUGUAUAAGAGUAAUUGCAAGGGUUACUCAUCUCCCAGCAAUCAUCACCAUGUACAGAGUGACCUGCCAUUCUCCCUUUGCCCUUCAGAUGGGAUAAAUGAAGACAUCCUUCAGACACCUACCAAGAAAGAUACAGACAUGAGAAAAUUCAAAUGUGUAGAAUGUGGAAAGGCUUUUAAGUUUAAACAUCAUUUAAAAGAGCAUGUUCGAAUACAUAGUGGUGAGAAGCCAUAUCAGUGUUCCAGAUGCAAACGAAGAUUCUCACAUUCAGGAUCGUACAGCUCUCACCUUAACAACAGAAAAUGCUUUUCUAGUGACCAGACACCUACAAUGCCUUCUGUUUUACCUUGCAUAUCGCAGGAAAGGACUGCCAGAUUCACAAAACAAAAUGAAGAGAGAAAACACCGCCACCCAGCCAGCCCAGGCCAUGGAAAUUGGCUGAUUUAUGAUCCAGUUGUUGGACCUCUUGCAAAGAUGCCAGUAACAUGGUUAGAUUAUGACUUAAAUAGUUUCUGUGGAUCCAUUGAUAGGUUGUCAGUUGAUAUGAGGAUGACACCAAUGAGAACACAUUUGGAACAGGCUACUGAAAACUGGUACAGCAAUGCAUGUUGGAGCAAUGUACAACAAUCCAAGGCUUAUGGUUGGUCAGGAGUUGAUAUUGGACAGUAUGGUGUUCAUUUUCCAAUGACCGUGCCAAAACCGUCUCUUAUAACCAGUAACCCCCAACAUGAUCAGUACUUUUCAGAUUCAUUUUUACUUAGUCAACACAAUCAACCAAGUUUAUGUCAUACAGAGUUUAAAUGUGACCAUUUAGUUCAAAUGACCAAUAGUUCUCUUACCAGCUGUCAAAAUGCAGAUGCAAGAUUCCAUAAAACAGAGCCUGGAAAUUCCAAAAGUUCUACAGACCAAAAAGACACAAAGAUCAGUGAGUCUCAACCAACAUCAACCUCUGAGACUGAACUUGAGACUUCAGACUGUUGCCAACCAGAUUUUCAUGACUCUGCAAUCCAUAUUCUUCCAUCUCUCAGGAAUAUUAUUCCCAUGCCUUCUAACAGUAUUCAUAAUGAACCACAAAUGGAACCAUUAGACUUAUCUUUGCCAAAGUUAAACAGGACACUGCCCAUAAAUAAUGGGUUUAAAAUGAGCAAUAAUAGUAACCCAUCUACUGUUUCUGUGUUGGCAUAUGAUGCGCCACUAACUCCACCCUUUAACCUGCCUUACCUUCCAACCAGUGUGUUACACAGUUUCAUGGGUAACAACAACUCUGUUUUUCAGACCAACCAUCCUUUUAAAAACCUACAACUUUACCCAUUUUUAAACAAUCUUGACAGAUAUAAGACAUUUUUUAAACCACUUUCUGUUGGGGUCCAAGGCCCAAUGGAAAGCAUUUUAAAAGAAGUCUCUGGAAAUGGUCAGAAGGCAGCUAUAAGGAACAGGCUUCCGAAGGCAGAAAAUGGAUUAUAUGCAUGUGAUCAGUGUCAUAAAAUGUUUCAGAAAGGCAGUUCCCUCUUACGUCACAAAUAUGAACAUACAGGUAGCCGGCCUUAUAAAUGUGAAGUCUGCAGGAAGGCAUUCAAGCACAAACACCACCUUAUUGAACAUGUCCGCCUGCAUUCCGGAGAGAAGCCUUACCAUUGUGAGAAGUGUGGAAAAAGGUUCUCCCACUCUGGAUCCUUCUCUCAGCAUAUGAACCAUCGAUAUUCCUACUGCCGUAAGCACGGAACAGACCCCUCUAAUAAAGAUCAGGAGAGCGGUGAUCAGUGAGGCUGGUGCAAUUUAUUUUUUAAUUUUAGUGAUUCACUGGCCAGCAAGGCAUCUGUACAAUGAGCCACAGGGAACAAGGACACACUGAAGAAAAGAGUGGUUUUCCAUACAUCCAAUUAUUAUUAGUCAUGUAAAACAUGGCAGGCAGGCUUUCUGCAGUGCAUGUUUGGUAUAAACUACUGUGUAUUGAACUUCCAAUGCAUUUAUUAUGUUCAGCAAAAGCUUAUGGAUUCAUAUCAUAAAGAUCAGUCCUAUUGCCAGUAUAUGAACCACUCCCGUUGCUAUAUACUUUCAUAUAACUCUAUACCCAGGCAAGGCAUGCAAGAAAAAUAUUUCCUGUAAAAACAUCUUACAAGUGUCAUGCAUAUUCUUAACUAGGAUAUCUACAGAUCAAGAUUAGAUAUGGUCUUUGUAUCUCAAAAACAGUAUGAGUGGUUGGUCAGCUCCACCUUAGGUGACAGAAUUAUUUAGAGUUUACAAGCCUUAAAACUUAUUGGUUAAAUGGGGUGAUUACAUAACCAGGCACAGUAACCAGCAGCAACCAAUCUAGUAGCUUUUAUUUGUCACCUUAUUAGUUGCUAUGGGUUACUGCUCCUGGGCAAACUUAGGGGCUGAUUUAUUAAAGUA